CUGGCGAAGGCCUGUGCCAAAGGGAUCUCCCGUGGAACUGGAUCCUUGUAAUCAGAGUUGCAGUCGAGCUCAUUGACGUGUGAAGUGUAUCAUCAUCAUUGAGGAACCCUGCUCCUUUGUCAUAUUCCGGCGUUCCCUUGUCGAGUCUAAGAUGCCCUUAUAUAAACGCAAUGGACCGAGUAGCUUGGAUCCAACAGCCUCAUCAUCCUUCUCGAGCUCGUCGGGUGCCCCGACGUCGUCUGCGGCCUCAGGGGAGGAUUGGAAUUUCUUGAAGAUUAUCGGCGGCAUCAUUCAGGGCUCUUUGCCCUCCAAAGAUGAGGAUGAGAAAAGUGACGGACAGCGGAGUCCGCGCAUCGAGAAAUGGGCCAGAUCCAGCUCAAUGCCAUCCACGCCCAAAAAUCGAAAGGCCAAGAACGGGGAACACGCCAAGCACAGAGGGACAGGCUCGUCCAAGUCCAAGAGUCCCAGGACGCGAUCCAAAACAAUUGACAACUCCUUGCGGCGAUCUCGCUUGCAUUUCGACACCACCGCUCCCAACCCCGAUGGCAACACCAUCAAUCACCGACGGAAAAGCUUCAUCCGCCAGGACGCGGAAAACCAAGGCGAGGCACCGAUCAAGAUCACCAUGGGUUUGUCCAAUCUCAGUUUCAAAACGGAUGCAGCCUUCUUGAAGCCCGUCUGCGGACAAGACAAGGUGAUUCGAGGUCCGUUCGUGCGGGCACCCACGGAUGAUCACUUGUGCGCGUCACCUUCAUCAACCAUUGUCCCGUCACUUUUUUCGCGAUGCGAGAGCGACUUCUCGCGAUCCUACGACUCCAAUCUGUCACCUAACCCAAGUCCAAGUCCGAGAUCCGUCUCUCCGGUGUUAGCGCCCCUCAACUUCAAAAGGGACAGUUUGUCAAGUCAAAAAUCGCCCAUUAAUCCGGAUGAACACAGUUUCCUGAGUCCUCAUCCGAGUCCUUGUACCUCGCCGUUCCUCAGAAGGAAAAGAGCCGAAAACAGGGCUUACUCUGCGGGUUCUGCUUUUAGUUGCAGCAAUGGUAGCUGGAAAAGCAAUGCAUCCAAUUUUCCCGCUGCUUCUGGAGCGUCGUCUCACUCCAAUUUGCAAUUGCUUUCGCCUUUUUCGAUAUCCCCCUGUCCAAGUUAUCCAUCCACUCCAACUUCAGCAUCGCCCUCACAAUACAGCUUGAUCUCACGGAGGCUCUCUUCGUGCCGUCCGUCUAUUUCGUCGUGCUCCUCGUCUCUGUUCUCAUUCUCAUCGUCCAAGGAGGCUUCACCCGCAGAAACCACGGGCUUCCAAGUCCCGGUGAGUCCUCGCAGUCCACGAGCCCGCAAUCCCAGUUUCCAAUCAAGUAACACAAGCGUGUUCGUGUAUCCAGCCAAUCUUUCCACAUCUCGACGAGAGGACAUGGUGGGCUCUUUGAACCCGGAGCUUUACCGAGGAAUUAGUGUGGAUUGCGAUGGAGAGCAGAAGAUGGCCAAGUUCAAAGUCAAAUAUCUGGCCCAGAAGGAGUUCCUGGAGAUCUCCAUCUUGAAGCUCAAGCAUUUCCCCCAGGAAUAUGAUGACAUUGGAUUGAGCUUGACUCUGCUCCCCGAUGAAAGGAGUCUCAUUAACGGAACAUACACCCAAAAAGACAGCCACAAGACAUAUCUCUUUCCGGUAUCGCGAUCUGACCUUCCCCAUCGAACGUUGAGAAUCAAUUUUCUGGGAAAUCGAGGCCAUAGAAAACCCGCUCGCAUUGGCGUGGUCCUCAAACCCAUGAGACAUCCACCCAAAGAUUCCUUUGAGGUGUUUACUGAACUCGUUCAAGACCAAAGCGACGAAGAGGAGGAAGGAGCAACGCCUCGGGUGAAGAUCUCGUUGUGUGCAAAUCCAACGUUGGAGCGACUCACCGUCGCUGUUUACCAAUGCGAUGGUUUAGAGUCGUGGGCCCAAGGGUUAAACAAAUGCUAUGUGAAAGUGUGCCUACAACAGAAUUUGAAGACCAUCAAGAUCAAGAAGACGGACGUCAUCAAGGUUUCAUCGGAUGAAGUGGCCUUCAACCAAUCGUUUAAUUUCAAAGUGGACAUUGAGUCCAUGAAAGAGAUGGGUAUCGCCAUUCAAGUGGUGGAAGCCACCAACAUGCUCGACAGAGAUAAAGACAUUGGGUUCGUUGUUCUCGGCAGUUCCAUGUUGGCCAAGGGCUCGGGUGAGGAGCAUUGGAACAAGGCCAUUCAGAUCCCCAAGGAGACCACCGUCAUGUGGCACAACCUCAGUCCGGAUAGCUUGUGA
Molecule: messenger RNA, 2272 nt
Organism: Tigriopus californicus
Lineage: Eukaryota; Metazoa; Arthropoda; Copepoda; Harpacticoida; Harpacticidae
Product: synaptotagmin-15B-like
Exons: 15
Coding region: 152-2272 (706 amino acids)
Biological process (GO): regulation of dopamine secretion; calcium-ion regulated exocytosis; cellular response to calcium ion
Molecular function (GO): calcium-dependent phospholipid binding; syntaxin binding; calcium ion binding
Source: RefSeq, a predicted model, not a curated record